Molecule: messenger RNA, 506 nt
Organism: Melitaea cinxia (Glanville fritillary)
Lineage: Eukaryota; Metazoa; Arthropoda; Insecta; Lepidoptera; Nymphalidae
Exons: 5
Coding region: 110-427 (105 amino acids)
Source: RefSeq, a predicted model, not a curated record
CGUGUCGUAAACUUGAUCAUUUUGGUGUUCUAAAGCAUAAUAGAAUUAUAAAAAAUUGCCUUAGUGUAAAGAAUGCGUGUGCCAGAGUGCUUCCGGAUAAACUACAAAUAUGGUUAAAGUAAUUCUACUAAUGUUUGUGUGUUUUGCGCUUGCGGCCUUCGCUACAGCUAAUAAACUCUUAAGUCAUGAAGAGUCACCAAAGCCAGAAACAAAUAAUAUUGUUGAGGCAGGUGUAACGCAAACGCAACUCAGGAGUUUAGAAGUAAUUCUUGGAGAACUACAUCAAGCAAUCGGAACGAUUCUUGAACACGACAUGAUGUACGAUCAAAAAAGAGUCAUUGAAGAUAGCUACAGACAAACCUUCCGUAUUGGCAAGGGAAGCAGCAACAUUAAUUAUGAAACAGUCAAAAACCACUGCCAAGACUAACACAUUUCAUUGAUUAUUUUAUAUUAAUGGUAAUUAACUAACUUGUGUAUAUUUUGUAUGUAUAAUUAAAAAAUUAUUG